GUUUUUAUUUUUAUUUUAUUGUUCUUUAAACAGUCGGUAUACGACGAAACAGCUGAUCUGUCUUCGCCGCUCAGCAGCACAUGUUUGCGCCGCAAAGUGUCGUAGCUUUAUUGUCGUUUAUAUUUGUUGAAAGUAAUGAAGUUUGUGAUAGUUUAAACGCGCAAAGAUAAAUUCCGGCUGAUUUUAGGCCCAUUUUCGGCACUCAGGAUAUCGUAUAUACAUCUCACAGUUAAAAUAUAUAAUCCCUUGGCCUUUAUACGUCCCGGAAAAAUGGCUGACCGCGAUAGCGCAUCUGAAAGCGACUCUAGCUCAAUUGAUGGAGGACCGAUAAUGAUGCCCCCCUCACCUGUUACAAGAGAACAACUUCAAAAAAGGAUCGAGUCUCUUCAGCAGCACAAUAGAGUUCUCAAAGUUGAACUUGAAACUUACAAGCUAAGGGUAAAGGCUCUCCAGGACGAGAACCGCAGCCUUCGUCAGGCGUCUGUCAUAAUCCAAGCAAAAGCUGAGCAGGAAGAGGAAUUCAUCAGCAAUACGUUACUGAAGAAGAUUCAAGCUUUGAAAAAGGAAAAAGAAACUUUGGCUCAUCAUUACGAGCAAGAAGAAGAAUGUCUGACGAACGAUUUAUCUCGAAAAUUGAAUCAACUCCGUCAAGAGAAGUGCCGUUUGGAGCAAACGUUGGAACAGGAACAAGAAUGUCUAGUGAACAAAUUGAUGCGAAAAAUCGAAAAACUGGAGGCUGAGACUCUAGCCAAGCAGAGUAACUUGGAACAGUUGCGCAGGGAAAAAGUGGAGUUGGAAAAUACUUUGGAACAGGAACAAGAGGCCUUAGUUAACAAAUUAUGGAAACGAAUGGACAAACUCGAAGCCGAAAAAAGGAUGCUGCAAAUCAAAUUGGAUCAACCGGUAUCGGAUCCAACUUCUCCCAGGGACAUCAACAAUGGUGAUACUGCCACCAAUUUGAGCACACAUAUUCAGACAUUGAGGAGCGAAGUUGCUAGAUUAAGACACACUCUUCUAAUAUCGCAACAAGAACAUACAGAAAAAAUGAAGCGCUACGUAAAUGAAGAAAAACAAGUUCGCGAAGAGAACCUGAGGCUCCAAAGGAAACUGCAAUUAGAGGUGGAAAGACGCGAAGCUCUUUGCAGACAUCUUUCAGAGUCCGAGUCGAGCCUUGAAAUGGAAGAAGAACGUCAUUAUAACGAGAUAGUAAUGUCUGGUGGCAAUAUUAGAAAUCGCACCGUGUCUAGUCCUGUACCGUACAAUCCUUCGCCCAGUUCUUCUCGUCCUCUUAGCCCAGGUAUCAACAUUGUUGGAUCGACUUCUCGGGACAGUUUCAAUGCGAGUCGCUGCUAUGCCUGCGGACAGCUGACCGCUUUGCCUUUCGCUAGUUCAUCCCCACCCCCCGCGGGGCACAUUGUUGCACCGACUGGUAGACGUACGUCGGAUCGGUUUGUGAAACCUGCAAUACCACCGACAAUCAUAAACACCGGUGGUAAUCCGAUUCCAUGCCCAGCUACGAACACAUCCGUGGGAUCACCUAUGGAUAUUUCGAAGACAUAAAUCGAACCAUCUUCAUCCGUCAGUCCUAUUAUUAUUUUUUAAUCUGUUACCUAAUACGGAGUGUUUCUAUUAACUAUUACCAGAAAACAGCAGCAUCCAUAAAAUUACUUUAUAGCCUGAACCUGGACGAUGGUUACUAUUUGCAUGUUUUUUUCUAUCUUCACUCUCAGUAGCGGAUAUACAUACAUCAAGAGAAAAUCAUAAUGUCGUCAUUUAUUUCUCGGUGCAACUUUAUCCGUGUAAUUAAUGUGAUUUCAUGGUGUUGUAAAUUAUUUUAUUGAUCUGUGUGUGAUAAACGAAAAAGUGAGGAGAAGACAGGAAAAAAGAAAAUGGGACUUCGCAUAUUAAACUUACACUUUGGAAUCGUUUGGUAAGCUAUUUACGGAUAUUCUACUGUAGUACGAUGUGAAACAGUAUUUGUAUCUUCGGAAUUAAUUUUUUUUUUAUAACUUUUUAUUUCUAUAAAUAAUUUACUUUUUGUCAAAGAUCUUUUUUUACUUGAGAAAAAAAAUUGAUCAACUCUAUCCUAUCUAACUGUAAGAUCUCGAACUUUUGUUACGACGACAAAAUUACCAUCAACCUCUGCUAUCUUCAUCUAAACUAUCUCUGCUCAGAGGUUGAUUAACUAAUCAUAUUUAUGAGUUACUGAAAUACUCGCGAUAAGUUUACGAAAAUUGUGCUUUUUGGUUUAGAUCAUUAUUUAUUUAUUUUUUUCACAAUUCUGAAAUUAACCUGGAGUCUGUACGUCAGUUAGCCAAAAAACCUCGAAAAAGGGAGCAAACUUGAUUGAAAAACUAAAAAGAAAAGCUACAGAACAAGUCAAUUGGUUGUCGAAACAUCGUUGGUUCAAAUUUGAACCGAACAAACGCUGCCAGAAUAGUGGCUUCUAAUUCAUAUUUCACAAAAAACGUAUACAUAUUACAGGGCGCUAUAAAUGAUUGAACGUAACGUCAUGUAAUAGAAGGAAUUUAUCCUAGAAUUUGAGUAAGAAGGAUCUCAAAGAUGGUGCAACGGUUUAAUUUUUCAUCAAAGUCCAAUACCUUUGUAUCGUAUAGAUAUGUAUACCAGUGGGUGUUCGGAAUAAUAGGCUAUACCUUCAAACCUUAGAAGUAACAUACAAUACAGUUCUAAAGUUCAAUAUUUACUUUAGCAUGAUCAAGUAAUCGGAAACGAACGUUUAAAUAAUAAUACUAACCUUUGGAUUUCACGGAAUAAUAUCAUAUAAAAAGUGUCAUUUCUCAUUGCUAUCAACAAAGGUUCUAACUUUAUUCCGUAAUUAUCUAAAGCGAACACGUUGUCAAAGCAUUCCGCUUCAGUCUUCGUUUGUAACUUAAAAAUGUUUACCGGUUAAUAACGAUGUAAAAAUUGGAUGUUUCAAAUUCGUAAUCCUAUACAUAUACAUUUUACGAACAUAUAUAUAUUUGAAUAUAUAUAUUUUUUUCUGUUCUUUGUUCACACUAAUCUGCCUAAAUGUAAUCGAUAGAAGAUAAAUAAUUAAUGUUAUACGAAAAUAACGGAUAUUCUUUGCUGGAUCAUUGUUGGCGGUUUCACUCUCCAUUGUUGCUCAAACUUUUUGUCCACUAUCCGUCAUUGAUACCUCAUGUUUCUACGGUAUGCUCCCAGGGAUAUUCAACUUACUUUGGAGUUGAUUUUUUUCAACAAAAACUCGCCCAUAACCAUCAUCCCACAGCGUGGAACGAGCAUUUUGUUUCCUUCUUUGACGAGCGAAUACUCCAACAGUUCACCAGCAAUUCCCGUGCUUCUAAAAUUUGGGGAGAGAAAAAAUCUCUCGUAUACCCAUGUAUCUACUAAUAGAUAUCGACUUCAAACUGCCAGUAUCUUCUAUUUUUCAAAACUUUGCUUGAGUUCAAUAAGUCGUUAGAUUGAAGUUCACCUCGAUCGAAUGAAAAUUUUCAAUUCUGUUUGCAGUAUGAUGUUGUCGCUUUAUUACCGUUACAAUAACAGAUGGUAAUUUCUUGAUACGCUUUUGUCUUUAACAAAUGGAAAGUAUCGGCAGUUUAUAUUUGAUAUGUAACACUCGCUAAGACUAUUAUUGUGGUAAUGAAUUCUAUAUUAAAAAUAACUACCUAAUAACACCUUAAUCAAUUGUUAAACUCAAAGUUUAGGGUGGUUUUCUAGUAAUAUAUACAUUGUAUUACGCGCAAGAUCAAUGAAAUUUUUGAGCACGAUGAGAUAUAAAACAGAUAUGCGUAUCAUCGAUGAGUCACGUUAAGAGAUGAAUGGAUUUUGAAUUAUGAAAAAAUGGAGGAACUGAAAGAGGGAGAUAAAAACGGAAUAAAUAAACAACUGUAACGAUUGUUUGACUUGAACACUGUACUAGAGAAUCAGCCGGUUAUUUGAGGCUCUAUCAAAGUAGAUUUUGCCUGUGCCUAAAUAUGCAUGCGAUGGAAUCGGCUUCACCGCAGCCGUAAUAAUAUUAAUAAUGUGCUGUUCGAUGUCACUACUUAUAAAAUGAUCAUUGGUUUCUAUGUAUAAUACUAUGGCAGAAAAUUCUCAUGUACCGUGUGAUAAUUCAGAGGGAAUCACGAGGUCUUUGAUCAAAAAAUUUUGUUGGCGCAUUUUAUAAUAGGGAAAACAAACAAAAAAACACUAAUAUCGAGUUAAUCAAUAAAACCAAUUUGGAAUUUGGGUCUGUAAUAUAAAUUUUUUUAUUUACUGACAUUAUUAAUUUGGUGCUUGUUAUAACAAACCAGAUUGUUGGAUAGUAUUUUUCUUCUACGCUCCUCUCUACCUACAUUGUUGGUAAAUUUAAAUCUAAGUUAUAUUUGACAAGACUCAAUAUUUUAUUUGCUAAUUUAAUUCUUUUUUCUAAAUUAGAAACGUGAUUGUUACUAUUAUUAUUAUUAUUGUUAUUACUAUUACUACUAUAGGCAUCAUUUUCCGUACAAGUUUUGUUGCGUAUAUCAUGAAAUGUAAUAUUAGUUCGUCAAUUCUUAUACGGUUAUUUACACGCGUUAAGACUAAUAUAUUUGAAAACAAAAAAAGGAAUUUAUAAAGAUACAUAAGUAUACUGAAAAACAAAAAAAAACUGUAUACAGACUUUAACCGAAGAUUUGUAGCAAGUUUUUGAAGAACUUGUUUGUCUUUGACGAUUGUUUUUUUCGAGGUUGUUCUUAUUGUGUUUGGAUUAAAUAGUUAUAACAUA
Athalia rosae (coleseed sawfly) is the source of this 4726-nucleotide messenger RNA. Its product is annotated as coiled-coil domain-containing protein 6. Lineage: Eukaryota; Metazoa; Arthropoda; Insecta; Hymenoptera; Athaliidae. The transcript is spliced from 6 exons. The record is from RefSeq and is a predicted model, not a curated record. Bases 271 to 1560 code for a protein of 429 amino acids.